This is a messenger RNA of Pisolithus orientalis, 4146 nucleotides long. RefSeq lists its product as uncharacterized. The transcript has 5 exons. The coding region runs from base 226 to 3804 and encodes 1192 amino acids. NCBI's taxonomy places the organism in Eukaryota, Fungi, Basidiomycota, Agaricomycetes, Boletales, Pisolithaceae. Gene Ontology annotation, biological process: regulation of transcription by RNA polymerase II. Gene Ontology annotation, molecular function: DNA-binding transcription factor activity, RNA polymerase II-specific. The record is from RefSeq and is a predicted model, not a curated record. Gene Ontology annotation, cellular component: nucleus.
UGUGAUGGUACCUUGCCGUGAUCGACCCGACCGAAAAGGCGGGUGUGUAUCGGCAAAUACCCUUAUCUGAGAUCCAUGAUGCCCUUCAGCCUUGUCACCAAUUGAACCCCGCUUACAUACCCUUCCAUGUAAUCCAAGCAGCAGGAGGCCUCGAGGCGGCGCUUGGGGUUCCCUUUGUUCCAACUUCCAACUCAGCCUGUACUUAAAAAGUGUUCUAUCCAGACUAUGUCCCACGUUUUGUACUGGCCAGGUCGAAUUUUCUUCUAUCCCCUUGGCAACACGUCUGCUGUUUGCCUCACAGAGGAAUUGCUCCCCGAAUGCAAGGCGGAUGUGCUCCUCCUCGGCUGUGGAGACCCUAGGCACAUUUUAUACACGGUGUACGCUGAUACCUCGACGUCCAGUGAACCUCGCAAGCUCGACAUCACCUGCUGUGAUUAUGAAGCCGCCGUCCUUGCUCGAAACACGUUACUCUUUACCCUCUUAGCCGAUGAUGGGGCUGAAGAUAGACUUGCCACUAUCUGGAACAUAUUUUAUCACAUGAUGCUUGACGAAAACUCGCUCUCAUUGCUGAUCGAACAAUGUCGCAAGCUUGUUCCGCUUGCAGAAAGUCUGGAAUCGUGGAGACAAGGUCCUUAUGCGCACUUCGUCACCAUGUGCAACUCAGAUACGCUUUCGGAGAUAGGUCGAUUCUGGAAACUUUGGCUCGGGACAUCGAACUUCAAUGCUAAGCAAGCUAAGUGGUUCAAAGGUAACUUUCAGGAUGGUAUCAAGAACGUGCGGAAGCCACACGAAGACGGCCUUGUAAUGACUUCUAUGCGUUCAGCGGGGCCCCUUGGCCCACUAACAUUGUUCGCUGUUACAGAACAGUUCAAGCGUUUUUGGACGACCGGUGUCACGGAUGACGGGUCCCCAGACGUGAAACCAGCGAACAACCCCAAUCCUACUUUUGCUUUCUCCUUGUUCGGAAACGAGUUCGCUGUGCACUAUGGUACAGACCCCAUUUCGGGUUUUCAUCUUGCAGAAGCUCUAGCAUCUGCUGGUCUUGAAUUGUCUACGAAGUCACCAUCGGUAAUCCACACAAUCGUGCGGACUGCGCGCCAGCAAUUUGGUACCUGGUGCAAGGCUGUCAUACGCCGUGUCCAGAACACAAGUGUGUCCUCAGCAUCCUUGGUAGUGCGGAUGUAUGCUGGAGAGGCACUUGCGUUUUGUCAGGCACUUCACUCCGUUAACAGGCCUUCCGUGGCGCACACACCGAUAUUCAUCGCGCCGUGGAAGCGAUCAGUGGUACAGCUCGAUGACGCGUCAUACUCUCCAAGCACUCCAUCUCCCGCUCCGACUUCCUUCAAUGUCAUUGAGACCUCUAAUCUUCUUGAUCAUCUUGGAUUGCAAAACCUGCUCACCGUCACUACUCCUCUCCUCUCCAACUCACCCUCGUCAACAAUUUACACUGAAGCCCUACUGCCUGCAGGUGAUUCACCUGCCCAAGGUAUCCUAGACCACUUGUGUGGGGACCUCUCUACCAUCUCGCUACUUUUAGGCGUCAUCCCUUCCGCCUAUAUAUCCCGUUUCACCACACGUUCCAACACCUCCGAGACCAUGAUGCAGUCUAUUGCAAACUCUUCUGCAAACCAAUAUCAUGAACGCCUUGCUUGGAAGCAUAUCAAUUUUGGUCAUCUCUCCGACAGUUUACAUGGAGGCGAACUUUCGUUUGCCCCACACCAAUUGGCCGGAGAGUUGUUCGACAUAUACUUGAAGAUGUUCUCCGAUGAGGAUCUUAGAAAACGGAUGGCCAUCCUGUCCCUUGGUAAAUCUCAGUUGAUGCAGAAGAUACGGUUCUCAGGGAUUAUCCAUUAUACGCGCCGCAGCUUUGCCUUGUUGCUCGCACAUAUCAGGACAAGAGUCCGCUACGACUGGAACAAAGUCAUCAAUGAUCUAGAGGUAUUAAUUCUGCAGGACCAUACACUUCUCACCGGGUCGAACUUCUAUCAAGAAAUGGUCUGUCAACUACACCUCGCAGGUUUCUGGCUUCCCUGGCUUAGCCCUGCGGAAGUACGGGAACUUCGCUCUCAUGAAAACCCUCCCAUUUUCAGGUCGUGGAGCACGGUCCCUGAAGUCGUAACAGUUGUGCUGGUGGUUCCACGUGACGCCAUCGCCAAAGUACAAUCCGACCUUUCAAAUGCUGGCACGCCUAUUUUGCAAUGUGAAAUACGAGCCGAUUUUAAGCACAAUGCCUUCGCAUGUAUUUCUGCUUCAUUCGGUAAGCUUGAGGUAUCAGGCGAGGGGGAGAAUAAGGUGGCAGUCGUCGUCGAGGACAGGGCGGGCAUCAGUGGCACAUCGCCAUUAAUUGUCUCCUUCCCUGUUCUUUCUACCACUCUCAUCCACACGUCUGGCGGAACUGUUGGCCUGGCGGUACGCUCCACCUUGGGACCUGCGGCGGCUUUGGCGCAAAAAUUGGGGCUAGAAAUGUGCCUGUUCAAAGCUCUUCUGACCGAUGAACGAUAUGCCCAUGUUCUGACAAGGGCACCAACAGCCAGCGAAAGCACGGUCAACUCGGAGUUCCCGCUUGUACCUCCUAAAUUGGACACGAUGACUCGGGGACAUCCAAUCCACGUGGAAAUGGAUGAGUCCAAUACACAUAUUCAGUCGCUCACUGCACACGUCGACGUCGUAGAUCCUGCAGGACAGGCAUCACUUUCUAGUGGUUGCACGGUCACCGUGGAGCAGGUAUCUCUCAACAAAGCCAAGCUAUGCGUCGACCAAUACCAGCAUAUCAUCUCCUUCCCUCUCCCCAUUGACGCAACAAAUGCCAAGCUUCGCAUAGCACGGAGAUCGAAAUACGUCGAGGUAGUUGCGCCAAUGACACUGACACUCAACGUCAAGGGAGAAUCUAACGUGGCGGGGAAUUUCAGAACGACCUUUGAUUGUGGCGUACCAACGCUCUGGAGUAUGCACCGCAUGAAUUUGGAUCGUUGUCCAUCCUUCAAACCCUCCAGGAGUCACAAAGCAUUCGACUGGCUUGGACCGCAUGUCGGACUUAUGUUUUCGCAAAGAGAGCGCAUAGCGCGUAACCGGAACACGUUCCCCGGAUCUACUACGCCUGACACAAUGAUGAAUUUGAAGGACUCUCUUCACACUCUUCUCAUUUCUGCCACAGGGUUGCAAGGGCCCAUUCACACUGAGUUCGCCUUGUGGAGCCCUGUCGAGAACGAAUCCUACGCAACGAUUCUUGUUACCGAUGUCCGACUUGAUAUUGGCUCCCACACGGUCGUAGCUGAUUCGUGGAUUAUACCUGGAUCGAAUGAUAUUCAGGACAAAUUGAAGAGAGAGAUAACACAGGUACUUUCCAUCAAAACAGAUGCCCACGAAUCCGAAGCAUGGAGGCAUUUGCUUCCUCUGUUAAUCGAGCGGUGCCGUACUUGGAAGCACAAGCCAAGUUGCGAGUACCUCGUUCAUGACUCUAUUCCACUCUACCCAGGUGCCGGGUCGAACCCAAAGAAGGUGCCGUGGUGCUCUUGCGGGAUGGGCAUCGGGACGAAAGUGUUAAGGGAACGGUAUGGCAGCGUCUCUGCCAAAUACGCGACGAGGGCAGCAAUUAGUCCCUUAUUCGCCGUCUCGUACAUGGAGAAGGUAGGAAUGAAGAUGGACGACCCGGUUGGGCCUCCCGCCUUGACAGGGUGUGCGGCGUGCGGAAAAGGGGGCAUUUCGUUGUCUGCGUGCGCCAGGUGCAGGAAGGUCAAGUACUGUUCGAAAGAUUGUCAAGUAAAGGAUUGGAAAACGCACAAGACGAGCUGUGUGUCAACGUGAGCUAUGAUAGCACUGGUAUUCCCAUGUCAAUUGUUAUGUUUAUGCCAGUCCAUUCAUCCAUAAUACCUCAGGGUUCCAGUACUUUUGGUUCCAUACUAUGUGCCGCCUUUUUCUUUCAGACUUACUACCUUGCUGUCAUGACUCGCUGUCAGAUGUUGUGUGCUGGUACUUUCCGAAUCUGAGGUAUGAAGUAAUAGCAUGGACUUAAUCUCAUCGUUGUUUCUGUCAGCCGUCCUCGACGGUAGUGCCCAGAUCUUCUCACUUUUGGGUAUCGCCGCGUUGUGUACGCAUCCAGGGCAUCGUAGGCGUUCGUGAUGGCCAUACGUACACCUAUGCACACGG